AUGACUUAUCAUCGAUAUCCAGUUUAUCAAUUAUUAAAAGGAACAGUAUUAUUUAAUGAAACAAAAGAAGACCAAAAAAAUGAUAUAAUUUGGUCAAAAGAAUCAAAAUAUCACUCAGAAUUUGGUAAAAUUAAUCGUCAUUUUAAAAAUAUUACUUAUUAUGAAAGGGAAAAUUCGUCAUUAUCAAACUAUGUCUCAUUUCUGAUUUUAGGUUCUGUUAUUGUAUUCAUCGUUGCAUUGGUAGCACACCAUUUUGCUACAUUACCAACAAUAAGAAAAACAAGAAAAAGGAAAGACGAAAUAGUUAGAAAGAUGGAAACUUCAUAUGCCUUGAUAUCACAGUCGUAUGGACUUGAAACUGAAGUUGAUAUGUCACCUUAUGAAAAAGUUCGGAAAAAAAGUCUUACCGAUAUUUUUAGACAAUUUAAACUAUAA
Strongyloides ratti is the source of this 435-nucleotide messenger RNA. RefSeq lists its product as hypothetical. The transcript is spliced from 2 exons. The record is from RefSeq and is a predicted model, not a curated record. Bases 1 to 435 code for a protein of 144 amino acids. NCBI's taxonomy places the organism in Eukaryota, Metazoa, Nematoda, Chromadorea, Rhabditida, Strongyloididae.